This is a messenger RNA of Drosophila melanogaster (fruit fly), 563 nucleotides long. RefSeq lists its product as uncharacterized. NCBI's taxonomy places the organism in Eukaryota, Metazoa, Arthropoda, Insecta, Diptera, Drosophilidae. Bases 26 to 316 code for a protein of 96 amino acids. The record is from RefSeq and is marked reviewed. The transcript has a single exon.
UCACAAAACAUCGCAAUCUCUAACGAUGAAGUUCCUGGCUAUCUGCAUUUUUCUAAUCUUCGCCCUGGUGGCCGUUCAGGCACAUCCUGGUGGAUUCGGCGGAUUCGGUGGAGGCGGUGGUGGCGGUGGUCGCGGUGGAGGCGGUGGAGGCGGUGGAGUCGGUGGAGUCGGCGGUUCGAACGCAGUUGCCAACGCGAAUGCCGCUGCAACCGCCGACAGCAGAGGAGGCGGCCCAGCUUCCGCCUCGGCCUCGGCCACUGCAACCGCCAACGCCAGCUCCGGAGGAGGUGGAGGUGGACAUGGCAGACAUGGAUAGGCUCGAAACGGAUUCAUAACUGUACUCUCGAAAAGUGGGCACGUCCGCUGACAGACCUACUAAACUGAAACCAAUACCAAUACCAAUAAAUAUUAAAAUGCUAAUUCUGUUUUUGGAAAUCCAAGAUGUUGUUUUCGUAUAUUAGGUUAAUAACCAGUUUAUGAGUCGGGCAUUAUUUAUAGAUCUAAUGACGUCAAACAAGAUUUCUCUAGCCUCCUAAAAACAGACUAAGUUAACAGCGGGAGCU